UGAUAAAGCAAUGAUCAACACCUUCUGAUGACAGGUUUCAAUGGCUUCACCUUUCUGUAAGCGAUUUGUAAAAAAUCAUGUGAUAGCCGGAUUUAUUGAGCAUGGAUGUGAAGAUAAUUAUUCAUUGAACAGCAGAAUGAAGGCUAAAAAAGGGAGAUGUCGGCUGAGUCCGAACGAAGAGGCUCGGCUAAUGAAGGAGGAGACAGAGAAACGACGACGACUCAGGCUUCAGCAGGUGAGAGAGCAAUCUAAUCUGAAUGCUGCUAGGAUCCGCCAGGCUGUCAAACAGGAAAAGAACAGGCAGCUCCAAAAGUUGGCAUCCAACCUUCAGAAUAAUCUGGAGAGUGAGAAAGAGGAAAAGAUAAGGCAUUUGGAGAACCAGUAUGAGAACAGUUUACGAAGUAUAGGUCAAGGUCACCGGGAAGCCAGUGAACAGGUGAACGUGGAGGAAGAGGGCUAUCUUUUACAGCAGGAGUCCAACAGACGAGCAGAAAAUCGGUUCAAACAGGCCCUGGAGAAACAGCGACGUGAACAGAUGUUCCAGGAGUACGAACAAAAGUACCAGAUCAUUGCCAGACAAGUAGCCUUAGAUGCAGAGAAAGAGAGAGCCAAAAAUAUAGCUUCUCUACCUCCUCCUCCAAAAGAUCCAGUUCUAGAUCUGGCUCAACCUGAGAGGAAGUCCGUGAAGAUGACAGACAUUGAUAACUUCACCACGACCCACUACCACAUCAAAGAGGAGUACGCUGUGGACAAAGCUAAACCUACAGAACAGGAAGAUGCUAGGAAAGCAGCAGAGGAGGAGGAACUAAGGACAAAAGAAAUGGACCUGGAAAUGGUCCGUCUCCAUAACGACCGCCUGUCCAGGGCCAGAGUGAGGCACAAUAAUGCCCUAGAGAAAGAGCUUCUCUCUCAUGACUACAACCAGAUUUUACAUGACCUCAGUGACCUCCAGAGAGCGGACCGAGACAGGAGACAGAAGGUGGUGGCUAAUAUCCCAAAGCAGGUAUUCGAGCCCCCACAUCGGAGACUGGAGGACAAAGAUGAACGACAGAAGAACAUGGAGGAGGCAUUUGAGGACAUGUACAUGGCCGACACAAAUUACAUGGGUGACCUGAGUCUUGCUCUUGACCCCCAUCCUCCCCUAGACACUCCCUCAGCCACAGAGUCCCUUGAGGCAUCAGUCCUGACAGACACAACUACCCCCUUACAGCAACCCCCUGUCUCCAGGGUCCCGACCAUACUAAAGGAUACCUCCAACAUACAGAAAUCCCAGGAUGACAUCAGUGUUCAGAAACAGCCAGAGAAAGUUCUGAAGAAACUGAUGGACAGAAUCAAGUCCCAGAGACAGGAAUGGAUGUCUAAAUCCAUGCAGGAGGUUCCUAAUGGAGGUGCAUCCAUGACAACCAAACCCGCCCAGGCAUCCCCAGGGAAGAGCACAGCUGCCACCCUCUCUGAGUACUCCCUGUCAGAACAAGGCUCACCAGGCACUGAGAAUGUAGAACCUGUCAAAGUCAUUCAACCAGAAAAGUUACCACGGCAACAAAUAUAUCACUAUCCCCAGGAGAGGUCAAGGCCAGGACAGAGGGAAUCAGCAAAUCAGGUUAUGGAGCCGGUGUUUGGUGGCCAGAAUGUCCGUUCCGUAGAAGAUGUCUUGGAACAACAGAGGGAAAUAGAGGAACAGAAGAGACAGCUUGAGAAGAAGCUCCAGGAACUGAACAGAAGACAACAACAGCUCAACACUUCUGUUGGAGGGAACAUUUCACCAAGAUAUGACCAGGAAAACAUCACAGUUAAUGGCCAAGUUUAUCAGCAACAACAAGGAAUGAAGGCCCCAUCAUCAUCCUCUGGAUAUCCACAGAAUAGCCAAGUCCCUCAGCCACAGUACACCUCUGUACCCCAGCCAGUUCAGAAUGGGCAGUCAUUAAGUGAAGUAAAACAGACAUCUCAAGGGUAUAAUUUUCCACCAGCAAGUGGGCCACCCUUAAUGAAUGGGCAGACAACUCUUAAUGGGCAAAUGUGGGCAGAACCACCUCAGUCCAUUCGUUCUCAGGUAUCCAUGGCAUCAGUCUCCUCUCACAGUUGGGUGGAGCCUCCCUCUCUUUCUCAGUAUACCAUUCCAUCAAGUUCAUCCAUUCCAAAUGCUCAGACAGCCCCACCAUUUUCAUAUUUUUCUGCACCCUCUGUUACAACUACUGCUUCCAUCCAACCUCACGUGAGUGCUAGUCAGCCAGCCAUGGCUCGUUCAGGGGCACCUGGAACAUUCAUUACCCCUUCACUGCCAAUUCCCUCCACAAUCUCAAUGACUGUGCCAACACAGUCACAGCUACAAGCAGAACACAUGAGGAAAGUGAAAGAAUACCAGCAACAACUUCUACUCAAGCAUGAACAGAGUAAGAGGGUCCUGGCGCAGACCAGGGCAGAAAUUGAAAGACGAAGACAAGAGCUUCUUCAAAGGUUUCCUCAGUUGGAGUUCAAGUCUCCAGUGGAUGGCUCUGCAAAGCAGGCAGAAAAUGGAUUCAGUGAAGGUGUUCAAGUAACCAGUCAAGGAGAACCUAAGCUUCUAACCUCAAAAACUCUCUCUCCAAACAAGGCUGCCAUGACAUCCCUUCUAUCUCAGUUAGCAAGUAAUCCAUACUACUCUGCCAGACUCUCUGGACCAGCAGAAGAACAGCAACCCCCAGAAGCCAAAACAGAGAACGGAAAAAAUAAAUUUCAAAAAGUGAGGAAAUCUCUGCCCUUUGAUGCUGAUGAUACAAUCCACGAGACACCAGGGAAACCAGGAAGAUCCCCACUCUACCAACCAAGCCCAGGCUCAACCACUGCUAAUGAAACCACAGAUCUGAAUGAUACUACCAUGUCUUCUUCCACAGAGAGGGGGAGUCCGGCAUUACCGGGAAGGAGAUCUGGUUCCACCACCGCCGAGUCGGACCUCUCCCUGCUCAGCACUGCCAGAGAGAGAAAUGACAUCUUUGAGCAGAGGCAGCUGGAGUUGAGGCGGCAGUUAGAGGCCAUACAGAGACAGAAGGAAGAGAUUCUACAGCGCCACCAGGUGGUGCGGGGACAGCUGCCACCUCAACAGCUGUCACCGCCAAAAGAUCCUCUUCUAGACUCAGAGGAAGAUUCUUCAGAAGUAGAGUUCUCUGACGACCAGUCACCCAUGGCAGAUAAACCAAGUCAAAGGUUAGCCCCUCCCAAUAAAAUGGCAACACUACUAGGAGACCACAGGCCUCAUGAACUAAGUACUAUUCAAGAGAUAGAAACAUCCCCCUCUAGUGCUAGACAUUCUGGAGUCACGGCAUCCAGUCGCCACAGCCUGUCCUCCACUGAGAGGAGCUCUAUAGAAAGCAAUCAGCCACCACCUCGUGUGGAACCAGCAAUCACACCGACAGACAGACGGACAGCUGAUGACAUGGGGUAUAAGACGGCACAGCUGAAUGAGGUGAUGGCCAGAGCAUCCGAGUUCUCCCCAGGGGUACUGGACAGGCUGAAGCAGAAAACCAAUGAUGUGUUUUAUAAUCUGAAGGAGGAAGACUCUGAAGACUCGUAUAAGAUGAUGAACUACACACCCAACUCACUCUCUACUGGAGCUUUGGAAGAACUGAAUGCAUCUUCUACUCUCUCUACAACUCCUGGAUCAAUCUCCAUGGUAACACCUGGCUCAGAAAAAUUGUCAGGAGUUCAGACUCAAGCUGCCAAAACCCAAAGUGACAGCACAGACGGGUCACUCCGAAGUUCUAAAUCUUGGGCAGACGAACUUGUGUCGUUUCAUAAACUUCAACCCGAGAGAGCUUCUGUUGAAUCGAAUUCAAGGUCAGUUAAGGAGUCUGUGGACAGCAGUGUGGCUGACAAUGCUCCACACACGGCACCAGUGGACAGGAGUUACAAUGUCGUUCACAUGAGGCAGGGAAAAGUUUCUCUAGAAUUCGUCAAAGUUGGCUCAGACAUGGAUCUGUCACAGUACCCAAUAUCUGAGUCCAGCGAUAAAUCCGACCGAGGUGGUGUGUCCCCUGCUGGCAGACUGGAGUCAGAGCUUUCCCAGUAUCCAAUCUCCUCGGAGGUCUCCCCAAGCAGUCAAGACAAUGGCAGAUACAACAGAGUAUCUCCACACGAAAAGGACAGUGAACUUAAUCCAGCAAGUCUAGCAUCUACAUCUGAGAGUACCAGCAGCUACUUGGAUUUAAAAAUGGACAAUAGCACUAUGGGAACUAGGGAGUUUGAUUUUAUUGGACAAAGUCGAGUUCAGAUUAUACCCGAUAACACUUCAGGGGAAUUCAUUUCUCCGGAGGCUCAUCCUUAUGAUGUCAGUGGUAAAGUAGACUAUGCCAGUACACCCAAUUAUAAAUCAGUGCAACCAUCCACAAAGAGACUGUCUCAAAUAUCACAGUUCACGGCUUCUCCAGAAGAGACAGAAAUCCAGGCGGGAUCAUCCACAUUCCCCCGGUCAGAGGGACAGUUCCGAGCUCUCUCUCUUCACAUGGAUGACUCUGAACAUCAGUCUCCAGCCCAGCCUUUGGUCUUCACCAAGGUCUCGGGUCACGGUGGCCUCUCUCGGGUCUCAGAGGUGGGAGAGAGUCAAACAUCAGACCAGAGUAACAGGUCAGAUUAUAAUCUUCUGUCCAAGCUUCCUGAUGAGUCCUCUCUCAGUCAGUUUACAGUGACCACUACUGACCAGUCUUCCAAGGAUGACCUCUCCUUGACCCAGAUAACAGUGAAUACAGACUAUCCAUCAAAAGCAUUGGGAUCCUUGACCCAGUUUUCAUUCAAGUCCAGUCCUGAUGUCCAUGCUAAAACUGAUUCUUCCCUGAGUCAGUACAGCGUUGAUAGUCCUGGGGCACAUAGUUUGUCUGAUAAAUCGGGAAAAAACACCUCAUCUUCCUUGAGCCAAGGAGAAGAGGAUGAGAGUUUCGUGGCACAGAAGUUUGCUAACUUAGAGCAAUUAAUGCAAGAGUCACGAGACUUAAUUACCAAACAUAAACAGCUUAUUACAAAGAAUAGGGAGAUUAGUCCAUCAGGUUCAGGGGGUGUGUCUAGUGUUUUAACCACUCCAGAGAGCCAGAUUGAGGCUGCUCCAGAUAGUUUCGCCGUGAAGCAGACAUAUCCUGCUGAAAUUGAGAGCCAAGUGGAACUCAGUGCUGACAAUCAUCCAAGUUACCUGGAGAGCAGCAGUUUUCAACAGUUGACAAUGGAAAGUGGUAUCAUGGAUGAACCUGAUUUGACCUUGCUGUCCGUGACCUCUGACAUUGCCGGACAGGACAACACAGAGGACAUGACAGGGGAAAUAACUCAUCGGUCAGAUGGAACCAGUGGGGGAGACUCAAUCUUGUCUUUCGAGCAACACGAGCAAAGUUUACGGAGUUCUCCAGACAGAGAACUCAGUGAGAGCUACUUCCAAGAUUUAGCAGUACCCCGAACCAAUGACAACAACAGUGCCUCUCGACCUGUGGUCCCAGUACAGAGAGAUGCUGGGGACGAGAAUGUCUUCAGAGCUGUCCCAGUUAUGGUGAGCCCCACUCUCUCCCUCUCCAUGAAGUUCAGCAGCUCUGAUAUCAAGGUCAACAAACCCCCUGUAUCCUGGUCAAAAGAGCCCGAGGAAAGUGAUAGUAAAUCGGACCAAAAACCCAAACGCAAAUCAGACCCUCUGAUCAGUAAGGUCCAAGAGCAGAAGUCCGAGCUUGAGAAAACAGCCAAAGAGGCCAAACAGCAGGUACAGAAAUCCUCAGGACUAAAUAAGGCCCUACAACCCCGGGGUGGGGGAUCAGGGGCACCUGCUCAAGGGAAAACGGUGACCAAGUCCAGUAAAGACAGCAGUAAGCCUAUCAGUUUGGGUCAGUUCAUCAGCUCUAGGAAGGAGGGCUCUACACUGAUGGGGAAGAAAUCGGAUAAUAAACCCGUCCCGCUGCCAAAACCCCAGAGACCCGGGACAGGGACCGUGAAUGGAGGGACUGGUAUGUCUAAAACCCUGUCCUCCUGGAAAAAGAGUAGAGGAAUCAAGUCCACAGUUCCACCUCCCACCAAGUCCAAUGAUCUACCCUCCUCCUCUUCCAAAUCCUUCCCCUCCCAGAGGCCGGUCACCUCCCACAGCUCAGAGGAUAGGAUGUAUGAACGGAAUGUCAGGGCAUACAAUCCUCGAUUGUUUAGGUUACAAAAUAAAAUUGCCCACCAAGAGAACCAGAUGUCAAAAUCGGAGGAUGAUCACAAACAGAAAUCCUCUUCCCACACAGAAAAAGUCAAGGAGUUCCAAAAGAAACUUCAAGAAAACAUGAUGAAAAAGCAGCUAAUGAAGAAACAUCAAUCUAAGUAGGAGGAGGAUCCAAGCAUGAAAGGGAGAGAGGAGUGGAUCUAAGAUUUCAUUGGACAUUAUUUGUACAGCUGACAGUAGAAUUGUAAAUAUAGUACUUACUUAUUUCGUGUGCUAGGUGCUGAAAAUAUGCAUUUACAGAUAUGUGUCGGAUGUACAAUCCAUUGUUAAAAGGAAAUUUUGUUAAAAACAGAGUUUGCUGUCAUUACCUGGGUAUAAAAUAUGAUAUUAAAUUUGUCAAAAUAUUAAUUUAUAUACCUAUAUUGAUAAUAUCUAAAUAUGAAAAUGUAUUGAAAUAAAAUUUCUAAUAAAAAUAUAUUUGUCUAUUGAUGGACAUCCUUUAUACAUGUAACUAUAUAUAUAUUUAUUACAAC
This is a messenger RNA of Saccostrea echinata, 6672 nucleotides long. RefSeq names its product centrosomal protein of 295 kDa-like. The transcript has 23 exons. The record is from RefSeq and is a predicted model, not a curated record. Gene Ontology annotation, cellular component: cytosol; centrosome; centriole. Gene Ontology annotation, biological process: regulation of centriole replication. The coding region runs from base 41 to 6301 and encodes 2086 amino acids. NCBI's taxonomy places the organism in Eukaryota, Metazoa, Mollusca, Bivalvia, Ostreida, Ostreidae.